AUGUCCAAGCACGUUUUUCUCACGGGACCCCCAGGAAUUGGAAAGACUACCUUGAUCCAGAAAGUGACUCAAGCUCUGAAAUCCUCGGGCGUUCCCAUUGAUGGAUUUUACACAGAAGAAGUUAGAGAAGGUGGCAGGAGAACAGGGUUUGAUGUUGUCACUUUGUCUGGAAAACGAGGACCUUUAUCUAGGGUCAGUUCUGAUUCUUCUACGUCAAGACGCGAAUGUCGGGUUGGACAGUACGUUGUAGACGUUGUUUCGUUUGAGCAGCUGGUUCUACCUAUGCUGAGAAAUGUAAACCAUGGCAGCGAUGCAGAGAAAAAGAUUUGUGUCAUAGAUGAGAUUGGUAAAAUGGAACUCUUCAGCCAGGCUUUUAUUCAUGCUGUUCGUCAAACCCUGACUGGCUCCGGGACUGUGGUGCUUGGCACUAUUCCAAUACCUAAGGGAAAGCCACUGGAUCUUGUUGAAGAAAUAAGAAGUAGGAAAGAUGUUACAGUGUUCAAUGUUAGCAAGGAAAACAGAAACAGCAUUUUGCAAGACAUCUUGGCAGCUAUAGAGUCGUGCAGAAAAUGA
This is a messenger RNA of Indicator indicator, 573 nucleotides long. It is a transcript of the gene NTPCR, whose product is annotated as nucleoside-triphosphatase, cancer-related. Bases 1 to 573 code for a protein of 190 amino acids. Lineage: Eukaryota; Metazoa; Chordata; Aves; Piciformes; Indicatoridae. The record is from RefSeq and is a predicted model, not a curated record. The transcript is spliced from 5 exons. Gene Ontology annotation, molecular function: ATP hydrolysis activity.